Rubroshorea leprosula is the source of this 3266-nucleotide messenger RNA. The record is from the annotation of a GenBank genome assembly. NCBI's taxonomy places the organism in Eukaryota, Viridiplantae, Streptophyta, Magnoliopsida, Malvales, Dipterocarpaceae.
GUUAGCUUUUUGGUCGUCAAGAUGGAAUUAACUUUCAAUGCUAUAUUAGGAAGAGCCAUCCUGUGCGAGCUGAAGGCUGUUAUUUCACAACCCUAUCUCUGUAUGAAAUUCCCAACUCCUCAAGGGGUAGGAGUGCUUAAGGGGAACCAGAAGAUGGCCAGGGCUUGCUAUCAAGAUACAUUCAAGAAGGUUGAGCUCGUUGUAGCCCCAAGAGGCUUCUCUGGAAGUCAUAGGCUGACUCAGCUCGGUCAACAGACAAUGAGCAUAUCAGACAUUGAGCAUCAACCUAAGGGUGUUGAGCUGAAAGCAGAGCCGGUAGAACCAGUAGAAACAGUCCCUUUGAACCCUGACAUUCCAGAAAGAACAGUUAAGUUGACAGUCCAUAAGCUCAGCACAGACCCCACCAAAAGGCCGAUGAUUCAGAAACACCGCCUUUUUGGCCCUAAGAAGCAAGCUACUAUAGAUGAAGAGAUACAAAAGUUAUUACAGGCAGGCUUCAUCAGGAGAGUCGAAUACUCUGAGUGGGUGACCAACCUUGUGCUCGUUAAAAAACCAAACGGCAAGUGGAGGAUGUGUAUUGAUUUCACCAACUUAAACGAGGCGUGUCCAAAAGACCCUCAUCCUUUGCCAAAUGUUGAGAAGUUAGUAGAGCGAGCAGCGGGACAUGAACGGAUGAGUUUUCUUAAUGCCAGCUCGGGUUAUCACCAGGUUCAGUUGCUGUUGGACGACCAGGAGAAAACAGCUUUUUACGUUGGUGACGCAAUCUACUGCUACGUCAUGAUGCCAUUUGGCCUGAAAAAUGUUGGCGCAACAUAUCAGAAGCUGAAUCUGCGCCGAGCCCAAAUGAAGCUGAAUCCCCUGAAAUGCACGUUUGCCGUAGAAUCAGGAAAAUUCCUAGGGUACGUGGUAUCCAAGAAAGGAAUUGAGGUGAAUCUAGAGAAGGUUCAGGCUGUUCAGCAGAUGGAGCCUCCCAAGACCGUAAAAGACGUACAACGUUUGACUGGUCGUGUUGCUGCGUUACAUAGAUUCAUAGCCAGGUUAGCGGAAAGGUGCCUUCUGUUCUUUAAAGCCCUGCGAAAGCCCAAGAACUUUCAGUGGACCGACAAGUGUCAGCAGGCGUUUGACGAGCUCAAGCGAUAUUUGGCGUCAACACCACUGCUAUCUAAGCCUGUGGAGGGGGAGAGUUUAUACUUGUAUCUGGGAGUUACAGAGGAGGCGAUGAGCUCAGUUUUGCUAAGGGAAGAGAAUAAGCAUCAAAAGCCUAUCUGCUAUGUGAGCAAAGUUUUACAAGACGUAGAGCAGAACUACCCACUAGCAAAAAAGGGUGCUUUUACCCUGGUGUACACAGCUCGUAAGUUGAGAGCUUACUUCCAAUCCCAUCAAAUUAUUGUCUACACUGAUCUGCGGCUGAGGAAGAUAUUGCAAAAGCUAGAACUCUCUGGUCGGCUUAUCGGGUGGAGCGUUGAGCUAAGUGAGUAUGACCUCAAAUUCCAACCGCGCACAACCAUAAAGGGCCAGGCUAUUGCGGACUUCCUAGUGGAGUGCCUCUCAGCAACAGUAGAAGAAAAGGCACCUGAAUACCCCGUUUGGGUCCUGUACGUGGAUGGAGCUGCUAAUAUUGAAGGAUCGGGUACUAGGGCUGUGUUAGUGGGCCCAGAUGACUUUAAAUCCGAGCAUGCAUUGAGGUUUAAGUUUCAGACAACAAAUAAUGUUGCAAAAUAUGAAGCCCUUAUUUAUGGUUUGAAGCUGACGUUCGAGCUGAAAGUACAGAGCAUUCAGGUUUUUAAUGACUCUCAGCUCGUUAUGGGCCAAGUGAAUGGCAGCUGUAAAAUCAAGGAUCCUCAUCUUGGUCGUUAUGCUUUUGUAGUCAACAGAUUGACAUCAAGAUUUAUAUCUUUCCAGAUCGACAAGAUACCCAGAGCAGAUAACCAACGAGCUGAUGAGCUAUUAAAAUUAGCCUCCUCACAAGAUAUCAACCCUCGAAGAUCAACAAUUGUGGAAGUGCUUGACGCCCUGAGCUACACUGAUUUCACAAUAGAGUGUCAGCUACUAAGCACAGAUCCCUCUUCACCGAGCUGGACCAUUCCGCUCAUAGAGUGUCUACGAAGUGGCGAGCUGCCUGAAGAUGUGUCCACAGCAAAAUUGAUUAAACGCUGCCUUACUCCUUAUGAAGCUGAAUAUGCUGUGAGAGAAGUUCAUGAAGGAGUAUGUGGCACACACAUAGGUGGUAGAAUUUUAGCUUGGAAACUCCUGAGGCAUGGUUAUUAUUGGCCUACUAUGGUCGAGGACGCACAGAGCUAUGUCAAAAAAUGCCCGACCUGCCAAUUCAAUGCUGAUGAUAUACACAUGCCAGUCGACCUACUCAGCCCUUUUGUGAAAGGCAAAGGAGGUUGCACAUACCUAGUUGUCGCAGUGGAUUACUUCAUGAAAUGGAUAGAAGCCAAACCCUUAUCCAUGACAACAGAGAAGAAAAUAGAGGAAUUCUUGUUCAAUUCGAUAUUAUGUAGGUUCGCCAUACCUAAACAGAUCAUCGCUGACAAUGGUCCACAGUUCCGAGCCGCAGCACUGAGGUCGUUCUAUAACGACUAUGGCAUUGAGCUCGCCUUGACAUAUGUGUAUACUCCACAGUCCAAUGGACAAGCCGAGUUUGCCAAUAAAAUCGUCUUGCAUGGCCUCAAGACACGUGUUUUAGUUGCGCAUUCUAAUUGGGUUGACGAGCUCAAUAAAGUGCUUUGGUCAUGUCGCACUACACCCAGCUCGGGCACAGGCAAAACCCCAUUCAGCCUUGCCUAUGGAGCUGAGGUCGUCAUCCCUGUAGAGGUCGGAUUGCCAUCUGAUAGAGCAGGUCGGCAUAACAAUCCUAACAAUGAGCAACUUUUAAGAGAGAACCUAGACCUUAUAAAAGAAGUCAGGGAGAUGUCUCACAUAAGAAAUAUGGCGCAUCAAAGUUGUGUCGCCAGAUUUUAUAAUAAGCGAGUUCGAGCUUGUCAAUUUCAGGUUGGUGAUUUGGUUUUGUGCAAAGCUGGGCUCACUAAUGCUUACUCGCAUAUGGGGAAACUUGCACUGAAUUGGGAAGGUCCGUAUAUGGUUGUUCAAGUUAAGCGACUUGAAUAUUACGUGUUAGCAGAUAUGUAAGGACGCAAGUUACCAUAUAUUUGGAAUGUACAUAAUUUCAGAAGAUUUUAUAGUUAAUGUAUAUGUUAGUGAGGAAUCUGUUUGCGGAAAUGUAAACCAUACAUGCAAUACAAUAAAGAACAAACAGUUUG